Messenger RNA from Gongylonema pulchrum, 483 nucleotides. The record is from the annotation of a GenBank genome assembly. NCBI's taxonomy places the organism in Eukaryota, Metazoa, Nematoda, Chromadorea, Rhabditida, Gongylonematidae.
GCCGGCUUCUUAUUGCUAAAAAUUAAUCUCAAUAUCUCGGACUUGCUAAUUCUUGUUGUACUAGCGGUUGGCAAAUUUUUCUGGCUUAUGACUUAUUCCUGGCGUGGUGGCGAUAUCUUGUGCAGGCUGUUCAAUUUCCUAUCAAUGAUCGCCCUCUAUAUUAGCUCAAAUAUUGUUGUUUGCAUUGCAUUCGAUCGCUUUCGCAAUGUACUUGGAGCUGCUCAGAUUAAACGAAGCAGAUCGCUGAGCACAGUGCACAUUAUGAUAACGAUAUCAUGGCUGUUGGCAAUAAUGUGGAGUGUACCACAGCUCUGGGUCUGGAAAACACUGGACGUUUAUCCAGAUUAUCCGGGCGGUUGGGUUCUUGUUUUCUGGGGGCCGUUGUUGUUGCUCGUUAUUAGUUAUGCAUUUAUUGCUAUUCGCCUUAUACAGUAUUCCAAGAAGGAUCCAUGCCGAUCGGUAAGUUCUGUUAUUUUUCGGUGA